AGUUUGAUAAAACACUCACAGUUGAUGUCAGUCGCUAUCUGCGUUUCCAGCCAGACGUAUCACGCGUGAGAUCAGCGAUAAACCAGCACAAAACUAACCAGCCAUACAGCCCCGAAACCGAAAAGGUUGGAUGACAUCGUCGGUUGAACUUUUAAUACAGCUAGCUCGUUUUUUUCUACCAAUUUCACUCCAGACGAGUCUGUGACAACUGAGCAGCCAACGUCCGUGUUUGUUUUUUUAUAGCAUAAAACAUUUAGCGUUUAUUUGGAAACUUGUCACAAACGCUAACGCUAGCCAACUUGUUUUGGGUUUUUUUUUGCCAAACAGAACAAUACUCGACUUAUUUUAUAUAUAUAUUAUAUAUAUGUCAGGCAGCCCUUAUUUUUCUUUUUGUCAACAACCCGCUUUUUUCCCCUCGAAGAACUACCUAGAAAACUAACAUUAGCGAACAGUUUGCUUUAAUAAAGAGGGCAAAGCAAACCUUAGCUGUUAGCCUCAAACUAACCAGCUAACGCCAACCUGAACCAUUGUAACUAUCACGGGGAAAAGAAGCUGUCCUUUUAACUUUUAAAUAGCCCGUUUGACACAUUGCAGGAAACAGUUCAACAUUGCCUCUCGCCUUAUAAACUAACCAGUGACAGAGAGCAGCGAGCCAACUGACUGUCAUAAGGAGAGAGAGAGCCAGUGGUCGGACCUGAAGCAGGUUGUGUACAGCCACGGAGUCCCACAUCGGAUUGUUUUAUUAUCAGUGUUAUUAUCAGGGUUAUUGUUGAAAAUGGCGGCGAUCGGAAUGGUGCAGAUGUUGAUCGAAGCAGCCGAGUACCUUGAUCGCAGGGAACGAGAAGCUGAACACGGCUAUGCCUCCAUGCCACCCUUCAUCAGCAGCCGGGAGAGGGAAAGCUUGAAAAGGAAAAGCAAAAGCAAGAAAAACACAAGUAGCAGGUCUACGCACAAUGAAAUGGAAAAGAACAGACGGGCGCAUCUACGACUGUGUUUAGAGCGCUUAAAAUCCCUCGUUCCUUUGGGACCAGACGCUAACAGGCACACCACCCUCAGCCUGCUGAUGAAGGCCAAAGAUCACAUCAAGAGGUUGGAGGAGAGCGACAGGAGAGCUCAGCACACUGUAGAGCAGCUACAACGGGAGCAGAGACACCUGAGGAGGCGUCUAGAGCAGCUGGGGGUGGAGCGGACCCGCAUGGACAGCACCGGCUCCACCGUGUCCUCAGAAAAGUCCGACUCUGACCAAGAGGACCUGGACGUGGACGUGGAGGGGACGGACUACCUGCUGGGUGACCUGGAGUGGAGCACCAGCAGCGUGAGCGACUCAGGGGACGAGCGGGGCAGCCUGCGCAGCAGCUGUAGCGACGAAGGCUACUCUAGCGCCAGUCUGCUGCGCCUGCAGGACACUCAGGAGAUGGCCAAGAAGCUGAGCUGCACCCUAUAAACAGCACUGGUCACCGACCAAGCACCCGCCUCCUCCUUCCCCUAUCAUCCAAUCCCAUCCCGAGAUUGUGUCACCACACCCUGGUCCCGCUCAGACCUAAUCCACCUUUACCUUCCCCUCCUCCCUACAAGGACUGACCAAGUCUGAGGCCUCUCCUCCUUUUCCUCCUCCUGCCGGGCCUCUGCGGACCCUCCCUCUCCCCCCGCCCCCUCACA
This is a messenger RNA of Scomber japonicus (chub mackerel), 1659 nucleotides long. It is a transcript of the gene mxd1, whose product is annotated as MAX dimerization protein 1. Gene Ontology annotation, biological process: negative regulation of transcription by RNA polymerase II. Bases 776 to 1444 code for a protein of 222 amino acids. Gene Ontology annotation, molecular function: DNA-binding transcription factor activity, RNA polymerase II-specific; RNA polymerase II cis-regulatory region sequence-specific DNA binding; protein dimerization activity. The record is from RefSeq and is a predicted model, not a curated record. NCBI's taxonomy places the organism in Eukaryota, Metazoa, Chordata, Actinopteri, Scombriformes, Scombridae. The transcript has 6 exons.